AUGUCGCAGUCAGGGUCAGGUGGAUUGCAUGACAUUCAAGGACAAAGUCAAGCUGGACAAACGACCGACAAUCAACAGACAACGUGCCAGAACGGUCGUGCUGAGCCGCUCGCCAAUACUACGAAACAGGAUCUUUCCAACGGUUUCGAAAAUCGAACGAUGGAUUACGAGAAAUUUACUCAAGAAAAAACACAGAAUACCUUAGUUGCAGGAGAAGUUCAGGAUCAACAGACUUCACAACAGCAGCAGCAACAACUUAGUCAUCCAGUAGCACAAUAUCCGUCGGGAAGAAGACAAUCUGUAGGAUUACCAGAGGAUAAACACCCUUCAACCGGUCAAUUGCCACCUCCGCCAUACAAUCAAGAAAAAAGUAAUGACAGAACUCAGCAUGUGUCUCAGACUAGCACUCAGACAGUACCGGUGCAAGCGUAUCCACAAUUUGCUUCUGAUUACGACCAAAAUCAAUAUCCGCAAAUACGAGGACAAUUUGAGGUCAGAUCGCAGAUCUAUCCUCAAACGCAAUAUUCCGAUAGAGCUGGUUAUGUAACCAGAGACGUAACUUAUCGUGAUCCGACUCUUUACAGUCAAAGCGGUGCGACCAAUCCCAUAUUUACUGGACAGGGUCAAUACGUAACAGUUCAACAUGGUUCACAGAUACCUUCGCAAUCUGCCAGUCCACAGCCACCGUAUUACUCGGGUGUAAUCGUACCACAACCACCGAGUUAUGCUCAAUUUGGUACACAGCCGCAAUAUUCUUAUAGUCAAUAUCCGCAGACAGUUAUGAACGCCAUACCGUAUAAUCCACAUACCGGCACUAUUUAUCCCGCUCAACAAUACCCUGGUCAACAAUCGCCGAAUCCGCAGAGAUUUUCGCAAGAGAUCGGCCAGUAUCAAACACAACCGAUUAUUCAGCCGAUCGCUCAGAAUGUAACACAUGGGAUUGCUAUCCAGACGACGGAGCGACCUUGUCGAGGACCGAAGCCAAUGGUGCCGCCUCGUGGCAAUUCCAAGAUUACCACCCAUGAUCCUGGACAUAGAAAGUCCGCCAGCGUUGAUGUGCCAGCGUUGCAAAAGGCGAAGUAUGAGUCAACGCCGACUGCUCAACAAGAUUCAAUUCAUCGUAGCGAUGGCACCAUAAUUAUGACAGGCGCGCCAAUCGGUCCGGAUGGGACGGAUAGAAGAUAUCUAACCACAAUUAAUCAAAAUCCCAGAACAAGACAAGAUGGUCUGUAUGUAGAUACAAAUGGUGAUCAGUCCGGCAGAGAAAAACUAAUCGAUACAAUAGCCACGGAAUGCGGCUUAUAUGUGUCCAGAUCGGAGCAUAGGAAAUCUAUAUCGGUCGAUGUAACUACCAGCUUCCAAAGACGCAAUGAUACGAUAACUUUUACGUUUCCUGGCGAUGGUAAUCAAGAGACUAUGUCGGCGAGAAAAGCUACAACUGCAGUAGACGCGAAGAGAGUCGAGACUAAUCAAAUAUUUCCCACUGAACAAAGGAGACUGGAUGCGGGUCUGCGUGUAUCGCCGAUGGCGUUUGAUGCAAGACAAGAAAAUAGAAAGAGUAUAGGGGCUGAUAGGAAGCCCGAAUGGGGUAACGUGAGUCCGAAUCAGAGAACCGCUUCUUCAGAAAACAGACGAUCGGAUUAUUUUGAAGAACACCGAAGAUCACCCAUGAAUGUAGAAGGUAAAAGAAUAGAAGAUGUAAGGAGAUCGCCUAUGCCGUUUGUGCCAAUUCGUGAAACAUCUGUUGAUCGCGCCGGACAGAAAAGUCCUUCCUUUGUCAGCCAAAACUUCGAGAAAACUAGACAGGAGCUAGCGAUCUGGGCAGAACAACGUCAACGGCAAGAACACGAAAGGAGCAUUAUGCAAGGUCCGAUAUUUACAACAAGUCCUCGUUCUCGUAAUCCGUCAGAAGAGAGAAGAGAUAUCAGGUCGAUUCAUCCACUGGAUGACCGAAAAGAGUCGAGAAUGUCUCAAUCGGCCUUUCAACCCAUUCCUAAUAUCAGUCAGAGUACUAUAAUGGAGCAACGUCGACAUCUGAGACACGUUAGCGCUGAUCUGACGAAACACAUUGAACUUUCAAGAAAAGAUUUUGAUGAACAACCCAUCACGGGAUCCGUAGUAAAUCUGGGAUCGGUAGCUAGUACUGCUUCAUCGCAAAGAGCCAGUCCGAAUCUUUGUCAUCAAUAUCCAGCUCUCAGUGAGGCAAAAAUAGAUACGAAAACCGUGUUGACUGUGGUUACAGAUUUUGGCGAGUCGGUUGCCAGCAAACCGAUUGAUCAAGUUGAUCACAUAAUUCACAGUCAUCGUAAAAGUCACAAUACUUCCUCUAAUUUACUAACUCACAGUAAAAGCCAGACGGAAAAUUUGCAGAAUACGCUAGAGAACCAGAGCGAGAAAAUAGAUUCUCUUCAGGCUCAGCAACAACAGUUGCAGAAUCAACAGAGUCUCGAUUUAAUCUCUGAAAAAUUAAGUCAAUUCGAACGUCAGCAGAGCGAUCUUCAAGCCAAGCUGCAGUGUCUUCAGAAUCAGAAUCAAAUUCUGGAUAAAGUGGCGCAAUUUCAGCAUCAGCAGAGCGAUCUUCAAGCUCGGUUGCAAAAUUUGCAGAAUCAAGGUCAAUUGAAUGAUAAAACUCACAAGAUAUCUGGUGACUUUGCGCAACUUCCAAUGACAAGUGAUACACAUCAGAUUCAAGCGAGCCCUCUUCCAAAUCAUCAGGAACAAUCAUCAGAUAAAUCUUCCUCGACUCAUCAACCAGUUCACGGUCUUCAUCAGACACUUCUGACUACUGCGUAUCCGCAAAGUGCCACCCACCAAGCCUGCCAAUCGUCCGUGUGUGAGAAACUGACAUCUCGCGUACAACACGACGUUUCCGAUCCGAAUUCUAUUCAGAUACCGAACAUGUCGCAAAUGCCAUUACCGUGCCUCCCGCAAUUCGAUCGCGCUGACGCGUCGCGUACUUCGUUCUCCCAGUUUCAUCGAUUUCAGAUUGAGAAUCAUGAGGGUGCUUUAGCGACGAGUGCUGUAUCUGCCAGUUCUUUCACCGGUACGCUGAAGAAAAUACCGCCGGAAAAACCACCACGGACGUCCUUGAUAGUGCAGUCGCCGGAAGCUGAGAGUAAUCGCAGCCAACCAGCUAUCGGAUUGAAGCAAACGCCAAAAGCACGGCCGACUAUUUUCGGAACAGUAGCCUCGGAUCUCAACCCCAAGGAUGGAAAUAGCCGAAAGAGUUUACCGCAAACACCAGCCGGUGGUGCUGGUGGGAAAGCAGGCGCGAGUAGUACCGGCUCAAGUGCUGGGAUGGUCAAUGGUGCUGGUGCCGAUCAUGAAAACAUCCGGGAUGGUGCUGGCAUAGAUACAGAGCUCGCUUUGGUGUACCGAGACGGCAACCUCGUCUCAGGCUCACUUGAGGCGUUGGUGCAGCAUAUGGUACCUACGGAGGAAUAUUAUCCCGAUCGGGCGUACCUCUUCGCCUUUUUGCUGAGCGCCAGGCUCUUCAUCAAGCCGCACGAGCUUUUGGGCGAGGUUUGCGCUCUCUGCGAGCAUCAGCAAAAUCUGAAUGGAGAGGGCGGUAAGGAACGACUGCAUCGCUUCGUGCCGCGACUAGUGCAGCUGCUGGCGGAAUGGACGGAAACAUUCCCGUACGACUUCCGAGACGAGAGGGUGAUGGGUCACGUCAAAUCCAUCACGCAAAAAGUCGCUGCGGUCGACGCUGCGGCCAGGCAGGAAGUUUCGGCAUUGCUGCAAAACUUACUGCUACGACUGACGGCCUUGGAAAGGUACGAGGAAGGCCUGGCUAGACUGGCGACCGAGGCAGCAACCGAGCAGCUUACACAGGUGGAUAUUACAGAACUCUGUCCAUCAGCCACUGUGCUGGCACAACAAUUGACCCAUGUGGAACUCGAGAGACUCUCUUACAUCGGACCCGAAGAAUUUGUGCAAGCCUUUGCUAAAGAGUCGCCGCAUUUAGAAACAUCCUUCAAAGAUAUGAAGAAAACCCGAAAUCUCGAAUCGUAUGUUCAAUGGUUUAAUAGAUUGAGCUACUUCGUAGCGACGGAAGUUUGCAAGCAUGCAAAGAAGAAGCAACGUGUUCGUGUCGUCGAAUAUUGGAUCGAGACUGCUCGAGAAUGUUUUAACAUUGGCAACUUCAAUUCCCUGAUGGCGAUCAUCGCUGGCCUUAACAUGUCCCCUAUAUCUCGCUUGAAGAAGACGUGGUCGAAAGUACAAUCUGCCAAGUUCUCAAUUUUGGAGCAUCAGAUGGAUCCUAGCAGCAAUUUUAGCAGCUAUCGCAGCACGUUGAAGGCCGCAAUGUGGCGUAGCGCUGGUGCUACAGACGAACGCCAACGGAUCGUAGUGCCCUUCUUCAGCCUUCUCGUUAAGGAUCUUUAUUUCCUCAAUGAAGGCUGCAGCAACAAAUUGCCAAACGGCCAUAUCAAUUUUGAGAAAUUCUGGCAGCUAGCGAAGCAGGUAACUGAAUUUAUCGCGUGGAAGCAAGUUGCCUGUCCAUUCGAGAAGAAUCCACGCGUCAUUGCUUUUCUUCAGGCGAGUCCCGUGCUAACGGAAAACACACUUGCGCUAGCGUCUUUCGAGUGCGAACCGCCCGAUAAUAAUCCGGAAAAGGAACGUUAUAAAGCUUUAAAAUCUGAGAUGAAUGCCCAGUGAAAGCGAGCUAUGCCAAAACAUGCCGAAUGGGAACGAUAUUGAUAUAGAUAUACAUGUGGAGAUACAUUUAUAAAUAUUAAUAUAUUCAUAAUCGUAGUUAGUUUAUUCGUGAAGAAAAUGAUGAGAGAAAAAAAUGAAGUGAAAGAUCGCGACAGCUAAUUAAAGUAUUACUGGGACGACUUACGUGAGAUUAGGUAUUUCUGUCUUGCGAAUUUUUAUGAUGAUUAAAAAUUCUCAAUGACGAUUUGGCAUCAUCGGAAACGUCAUUUAAUCGCGAUCUGUACAAUUAUCGCUUGACUUUCUAUUUUUUGAUUUUUUAUUUAUUUUAACUAUAUAUACAGUUUAAAGUAUUUAAUUUUUUAUUAAGUAUUUAAUUUUUUAUUCUCUCGAUUUUAUCUUUGAACGAGCUUUUGUUAAUUAUUCGAUAUCUGCAAAUUAUCAUCGGAAAAAGAUAUCAUUUGUGCAACGCAAUAGGUAUGACAUUUAUUCAAAAUUUUUUUAUUUUAAAAAUCUAACAAUAUAGGGAGUAAAUAAUUGACAUGUGCCUAAGGGGCAAUCGGUAUUAAAAUGCGAGUCGUCAAUAAAAUGAAAUUCUACCGAUCGAUCGAUUUCGAUAGUAUUUAUGAGUAUCAUGAAUCGAAGCUUCGACCAUUUUAAUAGCCGAAAACUUUUAUGGUCAUCGUGGCCAUGAAUAUUGAGUUAUGCACGUCUUGAAGAUGAUUGUGAAAUUCGCUCGACAAUGUCGCGUAGCCGUAAGUAUAGUUCCUAAGUCUUCGACUCGUUGGCAGCUUUUCUCUCGAGCGCGAGAAUCGAAUCGCACGAUUCUCUUUAUAUUUCCGGACAAUUCCCGAAUACGAUACAAGGAUUUCGAACCCGCUCGAGAAAGACGCGAGUGACGUGCUCGAUCUUUUGUACAUAGUCCUUUUGAUAUACGUUAACAGACAUUUAGGUGUGAGAAGUAGGGUCGUUCCUGUAGAGUAAGCCCGGGCGAUAAAUUUGGGAGCGAUAGGUCGUAAGAAAAUCUCGUCAUGCACGUACUUAAGAGGAUGAGCAACCAAUCGCGAAAACGAUCAUCAAUCGAGGCGAGGAUGAUGAAGAAAUCGAAAAUAUCGGCGAAUUGAUUGACAUGGCUCGGCCGUGUUUCUCGUGCGUUUGACAUAAAUUGAUUCGAUAAAAUAAUAGUCGCCGUUUCCGUUUCUCCUGUGACGCACGCAAGUAAAAUCCGUGAAAAAUUUACGUGACUACGGAUUUACGCGCGAUAUAGCGAUCGAAAUAAAUUCGGUUGUAAUGAUAAUAGUAGUGUGAUUUUUCGUAAAAUUUGACUGCGAGUAAAACGAGAGAGAAAUGAUUUGAAGAUAUCUUACAUAAAUUGUAAUUAUAAAUUAUAUCGUGACAUACGUAAAUUUACGAAAAGGUGUUCAAAAUUCGUCAAUAUUUAUCAACGUUCAAUUUAUCAAUUUAUCGAUUUAAUCAACAAAUGACUAAUGAUCAUAAAAAAUUCAGCAGUAAAACAUGUAUACGUAAGCGUAUGUAAACAUACUCGUAAAUGAAUACAUUUGAGUGUCAAAUAAAUUAAGUUAUUGUGAAAAAUUGGCAGAUCAAUUUUUUCCAGAAUGAAUUAGGCUCGGUAAUUAAUAUGAUCAUUAAACAUGUAAAUGUAGUAUGCCGUGCCUUUGAUCGAUCAUAGAAAAACUAUAUUAAACGUAAAAUUUAACAAAUUAUUAAAAAAAAUAUAUGAAAUAUUAAACAUCAGAAACGCGUAUUCUUAACGCGUGCGUCACUAUUCUCUCCGCGAAAUUACGUAUGUUUUCCCCGUAAAAUCGAAGUCUUCAUAGGAAGUGAGAUUACAAAUCUGCCAUAAAAUAAUACGUCAGAUAGAAAGAGAGAGAUACCCAUUUCUCUUUUUAUAUUUAAGCGCAAAUAUUUGCCUAGAUAAAUUCAAGAAAAGAAGACAUAUGUGUUUCCGAGCAGUUAUAGGGACCAAGAGUUUGUUUCUCCCGUGUACAUAAACUUUGCCUAUGGCGUGAAAAAGUACCGGGAAAUUGCAAUUGCACGAUCGAAGGAGAGAAAUAAAAACAAACUGUUUCGAAUUUUGCUCACUGGGUCACGACUUUGUGGCCUGAGAGAAAAAUUGCACGCAAAUCGAAACGCGUUUCCAAAUCGCGAUUUCGUUUACCUGAAAUGGAUGUGUACACAUAAAUUGAAGAAAUAACGAUGUUAUGUAAUAACAUUUCACUAUUCUUCGAAACGAUAACACGCGUUACAAAAUAUAAAAUCUCUUCCAACUCUUUCGUUCCUCUCGUCCAUUCCGUUUCCAUUUGGUCCUUAAUAAAAAUUUCAUAUCUGUUCUAAUUUCUUUUUGAGGUCAACAAAAACGAUCAAUACUGAUUGUCAGAAAUAGUCAGUCGUGUUUUUUUCUUUUUUUUUUUUUUGUUGAGAAUGACUUUUUUACAUUUUUCAUAUGUUCGAGAAACUGGAGACAAUCUCGAUUUUCUUUCCUUUGUACACAUUUUCGUAACUAAUAUACAUUUUUAUGAGACUUGUAUUUUAAUCGCGUUUUUCUCUCGCGGCACAUGAAGUAAAAAAAUGACAAGAGAUACGAAAUGCACUUAGUACACCAAGUGUACAGAAAGAUUGCGUAACAAUGAAAGUAUAAUUUAUUGAUCGAAACGAGAUAAAUUACGCGAGCUCUGCGCGAAUCAGGUCAUCGUAAGAAUACUCAUCUCGAUAUAUUAUUAAGAUAAUUGUUGACCCAUGCACAAAUCAUUACGAAUCAUUCACUUUUUCUAUAUAUUUUUCGCCAAACAGUGUCUUCAUUAUUACGUAUCUUUUAUAUGCAUUUGUUAUUAAAGACUCACUCAGUGUUUUCAUUAUAAAAGAUUUUUUUUAAUUUUAUAUAGUAAAAUAUAUUAAUAAAAUGUGUGUAGUUAUAAAAAAUGAAAAAAAAAACACAUGUAAGCAUGCGCCGAAACUUGUUGUUACAAACAACAUUUUUUUUAACACUUUUACAAAUUUACAAGUGCCCAGUAUAUAUAAUCCGUCAGUUUUUUACUUACCAUUUACCAUGUUAUAUAUUUGAUAAUUAUCUUCAUCCAAUAUUAUCAGCUCGAUUAACAUUAUUAUCAAAUCGAUUCGCGGAUAUUCGAACGAGAUCUGGUUAUGCCGCGAGCUCGUGGCAAUUUUCCCUAAGUAAUAACAACAACCAACAUAUGCACGUUACCGUAAAUCAACAGUAAAGCAAAUUACACCAUCAUUUUUUGUUUUUAAGCGGCGCGCGUGUUACAUUGUCAAUAAUAAUAGCGUUAUAUCGUGGUCGCGUAUCGAUCAUGAUCCGCUGUUCAUUAUCGCUUCGACCUUUUCUGCUCAAUAUCGUUAAUCCGCUUGAAAUCAUUGCCGUUCAUUUCGCUCUUCAGAUAGCAUUAUUUUGGUUUUUCUAUCAUACCAUUUUGUAUUAUUUAUUUAACAAGCACAACACAAUAAGUUUGCUAAGCAAGAAUAUCGUUGUGAACAUGCAGCACAUCGAUGAACAAUCUUUUCCUUUCCUUUUGAUACAGCAAAAUAUUUUUCCGGAUAUUGAUUUCCCAUUUAUUAGCACAAUAUUUUGACCAUCAACAAUUAUCCAAUCACUAUCUUUCUCCUCGCAUUCGACGACACUCUAGCGAUGUUCUAUAGGUAAUAAUUCUGUACAUAAGAAGAAAAUCGUGUGUGUAUAUAUGAUUAUAUACGUAUCUGUACGUUUUUUAGAUUUAAAGUAUAGGCCGCAAUCGAAUUUAGGUAUCAGCGGAAAUGGAUCCGUUUCGCGGCAGAAUCUACGACCUAGUAUCAGCGACUAUAAUCGCGGAUCGGUCAAUCCGAGAUUGCCUAAUACGACUUUAAAGUAUGUUCGUAUGUUUAUGUAUGUAUGUGUCCUCGAGCGCGCGAUUGAUUAGAUGACGAAGGUAAUUCUUGCUUAAUAUCUAGUCAUUAGAUCGUUAGUUUGAUCCGAAUUUGUGUCAUUAAACGUAGCUUGUAUUUAUUUUUUUUUUUUUAUAUAUAUAUUUAAAUUAUUACACAAAUCUCUUUUCUUCUCUACUCGAGAUUUAUUUAACUAUGUCACGAAUGCGUUACAAUUCUGUAUAAAACUUUCUCUUAAUGUAUAUAAGAUUUAUAUUAAAAAAUUAUUAUUAAAAUAUUUUAGAAUACUUAUCUUUAUGUAUAUUAAUAUUUACAUUUUUAUCAUUAUACUUUUUCCAUAUUUUUAUUAUGAUAUAUUUCUUAGUGACACAGAUUCGGGCCAUUUUAUGCUUAAAUUAAGUGUAUUCGAGUUAAGUAUUUAAAACAUUAAUUUCAGCUUUAAGCUUAAAACUCAACAUUCCCUUAAAAAGCAUAAUUGUACUAUGCGAUAUAGAUAGGAUAUCUCUUUUAUAGAUUUCUGCGAGCUCAUUCUUUGUUUGUCAUCUUAUAGCAAAUAUCUACAACCAAUGCGUUUAAUAUUUUUAAUAUUUUUAAUAUUUUCCCAAAAUUUUUUUUUUACAUACAUACCCUGGUACAUCAAGCGUAUCCAAAUCUCGUUUGCAAGAUUGUUAUUCGAGACUAUUAAUUAAUUUCUUGCCAACAAAGGACUUCAACGAUCGUAUAUCUAAUGUGAUUUGUAAGUUUUUUUAUGUUUCCAAGUGUUCGUAAGCAUAAUAAAAAAAUCAAUAUAACAUAUAUUUGGGAGAAUGGAGGUUUGACUUUCAGUUUUACGAAGAUUGUACCGAAAGGAAUAAUCGUGGCACGAUUUCUAUAAAUAAUAAAUGCAAUGAGAGCAUGAAUCUUUUAACAUGAAUAUCAUUAGUAUCGACGAAAACGGAUGCCAUAUUUUCAAAAAUAAAAAAUUACUUUUUCUAGCAGACUUUUAUUGCAUUGAUAACUUUAAAUUGUCGCACUUUUCUGUGCGCAAAUUCUUAGAUUUUUCCUUAACGAAUCAUGAUUUUGGUACAAUCUUCAUAUUAAAGCGUAAAAAGUCUUUCGAACUUUAUAUUGAAUCAAUGUUUUAAAAUUGUGCUAUUAUUUUACAUAUUGAUUACUGUUCUCGUCGUUUUUAUAUAUUUAUCCUUCAAGAAAGCGAAUAGUGGGAGAGGUAAUUUAAUAAACGAGCAAUACGAAAUUUUUUAGCUCCUGUCUGAUCAAUCUAAAUUAUAAAAGCGUAAUAAUGUAACUCGGAUAUGUAAGUUCAUACGGCAAGCAUAUUGUUUCUUUCGCUACGUUUCCACACAACUUAUAAACGCCAUCCGUUGAGUUGUCACUUUGAAUUGAAUCGGGUCAGAGAUAUACAAUGUUGGGACUAUUGUACAUAAAAUAGGCUCAAUUAUGUAACAGCGACAGAAAUGCAGCAAUUACAAUAUUACUGUAGAAACGACGAUGUCUUAUGAAAUAAACUGCAAAUUAACAAAAUUA
Messenger RNA from Cataglyphis hispanica, 10077 nucleotides. RefSeq lists its product as uncharacterized. The coding region runs from base 1 to 4659 and encodes 1552 amino acids. The transcript has 13 exons. NCBI's taxonomy places the organism in Eukaryota, Metazoa, Arthropoda, Insecta, Hymenoptera, Formicidae. Gene Ontology annotation, cellular component: plasma membrane. Gene Ontology annotation, molecular function: guanyl-nucleotide exchange factor activity. Gene Ontology annotation, biological process: Ras protein signal transduction; positive regulation of GTPase activity. The record is from RefSeq and is a predicted model, not a curated record.